Centropristis striata (black sea bass) is the source of this 1303-nucleotide messenger RNA. RefSeq names its product scavenger receptor cysteine-rich type 1 protein M130-like. The transcript is spliced from 5 exons. Bases 19 to 861 code for a protein of 280 amino acids. Gene Ontology annotation, cellular component: membrane. The record is from RefSeq and is a predicted model, not a curated record. Lineage: Eukaryota; Metazoa; Chordata; Actinopteri; Perciformes; Serranidae.
GGAGAAGUGGAGACUCCAAUGCGGACCAAAGAGUUCCAGUGUGGAGGAGAUGAGUCCUCUCUCCUGGACUGUAGAAGCUCAGGAUCAGAUAGAAACACCUGCUCACCUGUCGGACUCACCUGCUCAGAUCCAGAGAACAUCCGGUUGGUGGGUGAGGCCAGCCGCUGCGCUGGUACACUGGAGGUUAAGAGCCAGGGGGACUGGAGACCAGUGGACGACUGGGACUCUGAGUGGGACAUGACGUCUGCAGCCGCAGUGUGCACACAGCUCCAUUGUGGUUCUGCCGUCUCAACAGAAAUAAAUAGAGAUUUUCCAGACAGACUCGUGUGGUGGAUCACAGCGUCCUGCGUCCAGUCAGCAGCUGCACUGUCGGAGUGUGUCAUGAUGACAGAUUAUGAUGAAUCCUACGUUGGCCUGGACCUGAUCUGCUCAGAUUUGCUGACUCGGCCAAACAUCUCCUUGUCCUCGGCUGAUGGGGAGCAGCUGGAGCUCCAGGUGCUCACAGGCUCCGACUUCAACAUCUCCUGCUCUACAGAACCACAGUACCCAGGAGGCUCCUUCCAGCUCAUCUUCACCUCCACAAACAGGGCCAAGAACCACACCCUGCCAGCUGUCAAUCACUCUGCACACUUCCCGUUCUUUUCUGCAGGCCGCACCCACCGAGGGGAGUACCGCUGUGUUUACCACGUCUACGUUUUCUCCCAGAACUUCUCCUCUGAGAGCCGGACGCUCCGCCUCGCUGUCUUAGCGUCUGUGAGCGAGUUAAUGAUCCGACUGGUCGUCCUGCUGCUGGGCCUGCUGCUCCUCAUCACUGCCCUCUGCUGCAGCUCCAAGGCCAGCAGAAGCCAGAAGUCAGGAUGAGAGAAGAAUACUGAGGUGAAAGAUGAAGGAUUCUGAAGGUUCAGAGGAAAGAGUCUCUCAGAGAGAAGAAAAAGAUCUCAUCUACUCCUACGGAGUCACUGAUCACCCCUGAAGUCUCGUCUUCACCUGCAGUGGUUGGUUGCAGUGUUGCACAUCUGAAUAAAUUACUGUCACAUUUUAAGAAGCUCUUAUUAAACUUAAAUUAUUUUAGUGAUUUUUAAUAUAUUUUAGAUGUUAAAAAUGUAUAAAUGCAUCCGUCUGUCCAAGACGUGUUGUCGUCUGCUCAAAUUUCAACAGACGUAAAGUGCAAAUGUGGAGGGAUAAGAAAUAUGUAUCAUAUAUGUCACAUAUUGUAUCAUGAAUUUAUAAUUAGAUAUGGUACUAUUCUAUUUGUAUUUUGUAUAUAAACAGACAGUUGGAUGCAUAUUUUGAUUAAUUUAUA